AUUACAAGAAAGCGACUAACCGAACUAACUGCACUGCACUCAAAUACCAGUCAACAGUUUGACUGUUUGCUGAUGAUGCUAUCAUCUACCUCACAGUUCAGUCAGAUGCUGAUGCUGACCAGCUGCAACAAGACCUCAACAAACUAAGUGAGUGGACCAGACCAAGAUUAAAGAUGAAGAUCAGAUGAUGAUGAGAUGGAAAGCUCCUCCUCUGUUUGCCAAGCAGAGAAGAGCCCCAAGAUGACUAGGAAAGAAAAGACUGCUUUACGACAUCAAAUGUUGAUAGCAGCAAAUAACGACCGGCAAGGACGCGUACCACGUGUGUGCAUAGAUCUCAGUCUCGGUCAUCUAAUGAAUGAAAGGGAGCUGAGGAGCCUCGUUUGCCAGAUCAGACAGAUCUAUGGAUCCAACCGAAGAGCCGAUCAUCCCAUGCAGAUUUGGCUAACCAGUCUGGACACAGAGGGCGACAUUUAUAAAACAUCCCUUCGAAAGAACGAUGGAUUUGAACUCUAUGUGAUGAACAAGACAAGUCAGCAUUACAGUGCAAUAUUCUCCCAGGAAGAUGUCAUAUAUUUGACCCCGGAUUCUCCAAAUGUUUUGACUGAAAUAGAGGCUUGCAAGGUGUAUAUAAUCGGUGGACUGGUGGAUGAAUCAGUCAUACCUAAUGCAACCUUUGACCUUGCAAAGGAAAGAGGCUAUGAUACUGCCAAGCUACCUAUAAUGAGAUGCAUGAAGCAUGCUGAGAAAGGAACAUUUAGCACAGUUCUUGCCAUAAACCAAGUGUUUGAGAUCUUGCUGAGGUAUUACAAUGCCGGAAGCUGGGAAUCUUCUGUGGUGUCCGUAAUACCGAAGAGGAAAGGGUUCAUUCCAAGGUGACAGGUCAGAUGUACCUUAAGCAAGCUGCCAAGUUCCUUCAAGAUUGAAAAAAAACUUUUUAGAUAUGUGACGGCACAUAACAACAUGAAUACCAGUUGUGGUGAAUGAUCUUUCAAUGAGUUUGAACAGAAUCCGAUAAAAUGAGGACCCAAGUGUUCGUAUGUAUGAUAAAAAAAUGUGCCAAAUGAUUUUGGUAGAAAAUGAGUAAUUACUGAGAAAUGAGCGAAAUAAGCAUGGCAAUCCAUCCAGGCGUUGAUCUUUUUUCAGUGUAAUAAAAAAUGCACUGUCCCACAUGUGCUUAUUUGUGUUGUUUUUCAGCAUAAAUUUAAUAUUUCACAUAUUAAGAUUUAUGUGAAUGAACCAGACAAAGAUUUACACUGAUAUGGUGACAAUGACAAGCUUACAGGUGGAGGUGGAUGCCUGGGACCUUCCAAAAAUUUUCAUGACCCCCCCCCCC
Molecule: messenger RNA, 1333 nt
Organism: Lytechinus pictus (painted urchin)
Lineage: Eukaryota; Metazoa; Echinodermata; Echinoidea; Temnopleuroida; Toxopneustidae
Product: tRNA methyltransferase 10 homolog B-like
Exons: 8
Coding region: 196-876 (226 amino acids)
Biological process (GO): tRNA N1-guanine methylation
Cellular component (GO): nucleus; nucleoplasm
Molecular function (GO): tRNA binding
Source: RefSeq, a predicted model, not a curated record